CUCACCGGUGUUAGGUUCUUAUUACAGUGACAGGCAGACCGACGUCGGUCUUGCGAACGUGUGAAAUUAUAUUUUUUCAUGAGAAUAGUAUAAUUUACAACAACGCGUUAAAUUUGUGUUUUUUGUUUUUCAUAUAUCGUUUUAUUAAACCUAUUUUGACGAAUUUUUCACGAUAUUUUCCAUGCCAUAGCUAGAUCUAGAAAAUAGUGACGACAAUAAUAUAUGUAUAUAUACUACGUCGAAUAUAACUAUCGACUGGAUUACCGAAUUUCCAAUCUCGAAUAACUCUGAAAACAUUUAUAAGUAAAAAUAAAUCAUAUGUUGUUUAUGCGUAGUUCGUCUUCUAGUAUUUAGCCGGAUGUCCGUUAGGAUUAUGAAAACGUCACCGAGACUACAUGCGAAACUGCUUCGAUUUUCCAAAAUAACGAGAUUCGCCAUCGUCUUUAAAUAAAUAGACGACUACACACACACACCUGUCACACGAGUUCAAGUUUAGCCGAGCAGCCACUGCCGCAGCAACAACUGCCGCCGGCGCGAUAGCCGACGAAAUAAUAAUAAUUUUUUAUUGAAAUACGAUUCAGUGGAAACAACUGUUACGGCGACAACAGGCUACAACCGCGCGACCGAUUGUGGCUGACACCGACACAAUUGCCGAUACCACGCACCCGGAAAUGGCGCUGAUUGUCCCGGAAGAAUCGCAACGGCCAUACCGGUUCGGCAUGACGCUGGUGUGCAUCGGCGCCCUGUUCAACUGGCUCGGGCUGGCCGACCAUCACACGAAACCCGUGCCGGCCGUCCGGUACAUCGGCGUAGGUCUGGUCGCCUCGGGUGCGGUGCUCAUAUGCAUGGCCAUGUGCUUUUGGAUGAACAGCGUGCGUGACGACGAAGACGACGAGUCGAUCGACCACAUCCACGUUAUAUCGCUGGACCCGCCAGUGCGGCUGGACGAGAAGCCGCCGGAUUACGCCUCGGUGGUGGACUUGCCGCCGCCCAGUUACGACGACGCGAUCAAGUUGGACCCGCAGCGGCUGAUGGACAGGAGCCGCCGGCCGGCGACCGACACGUGUUCCGUAACGGUGGUGCCGCCGGACGAGUGCGACAAGACGUCGUCCGCCAACGAGGCGGCCGAAGCGGCCGCGUCGCAGCCGACCACGAAGCUGGCGCAGGCCAUCCGCAAGAGCAUACGCGACAUACGCAAGCAACUGACGAACACGGUGAACGACGGGACGGCGGCGGACGUCGAGCAACAGCAACAGCAGCAGCAGCAGCACCAACAGAGCGGUUCCGCCGCGGUUCACUGCAGCGGCGGUCACGUCGUCCACGGCAAGCCGUCGGACGCGCGGACCGCGGCCGCCAACGCGCCGCCGACGGCCGACUAACGGUGCGAUAUCGCGCUGUCGAUGUGUGGACGUCGCUGCAGUACGCCGAUAAUCGCACUCACAGCAUCGUUCGCGUUUUUCUCACCAUAAGACUGAAAUCACAAAACAUUAGUAUAUUGAUUGAUAUAAGAUAAUAUAUAUAUAUAUAUAUAUAUAUAUAUAUGUGUGUGUGUGUAUAUUAUGUAUAAUAAUUUAAUAUUGUCAUGCGGUGACGUACGAUUCGAUCGCACUAUAAUCGUUGUACGCGUUUGUGCCCGCGCCUCGAACAAAAUCAUCGUUAUUAUCGUACGCGCAGUUAAGGCCCCCCAUCGUAUUAUUAUUAUUAUUAUUAUUUUUAUUAUUUUGGUUUGCGCCCACACUCGACGUGUGACGCCAUCGUACCAUAUCUAUACCUGUUGUCACUGCCGUCGUAUUGUACGGAGCAACUCGUCGCGACUUCGUUGUCGGUCCGCGAGUCGCACCCGACAUCGUGUGUGCAGUUUUGGCGAGUCACAAUCGGGUCGUGUGUAGCGCCCACGAAAUCGUGUCGAUUGUCGUAACGAUUUCAGAUAAUACACAAGUAUAUUAUUAUUAUUAUUAUUAUCUCGUUCCCGUCCACUGUUUUUUUUUUUCUACUUUUGUAGUGUGGAAUACACUUUCACGUCAAUCGUGUACACGUCAUUACGCGUAGAAAUAACAAACAGUUUUCGAACGUUCGCGCGAUUAGCGUGCAGGACGGCCCCCGUUCGAAAUGUCCACCUGUUGUUCCCGCCGUACGCCACCCCUUGCCAUCGCCGACCGUUCCGUGAAGAUCUAAAUUGUGAUAUCACGAAGUCUUGCGUGCGCGUUCCUCCUCCUCCUCUUUUCGUCGGCGCAGCCCCGGAGGUCCGACCGCGUGUCGCUGAAGAGUUCAUAUUUUCAUAACGUACCCACACACGACUGCGCGAGCACGAUUUGCAUACCACGUUUACAAUGCGGUUUCGAUUAUUUUACGUACCCAUACAAUACACGAUUGCGUUUUUAACGGUUAUAAAUUAUUAUAAUAGUAUAAUAAUAGUACCUAUACCGUCGUAAAAAAGUAAAAAAAAAAAAAAAUCAUUAUC
This is a messenger RNA of Melanaphis sacchari, 2461 nucleotides long. RefSeq lists its product as uncharacterized. The transcript is spliced from 3 exons. Bases 672 to 1379 code for a protein of 235 amino acids. The record is from RefSeq and is a predicted model, not a curated record. NCBI's taxonomy places the organism in Eukaryota, Metazoa, Arthropoda, Insecta, Hemiptera, Aphididae.